Acanthamoeba castellanii str. Neff is the source of this 939-nucleotide messenger RNA. Its product is annotated as Smr domain containing protein. Gene Ontology annotation, molecular function: ATP binding; protein kinase activity. Gene Ontology annotation, biological process: protein phosphorylation. The annotation marks the transcript as partial. NCBI's taxonomy places the organism in Eukaryota, Discosea, Longamoebia, Acanthamoebidae. The record is from RefSeq and is a predicted model, not a curated record. The transcript is spliced from 8 exons.
UACUUCAAGGAGGCCGAGGAGGCCUACGCCGCCGGCGACAAGGACAAGGCCCGCGAGCUGCGAGAGAAGGCCAAGGGCGAGACCGCGAAGAUGGAGGAGGCCCAGGACAAGGCCGCCAGGGAGGUGUUCGAUAAAGUGAACAAGGGCAAGGGCAUCGCUGCCAUCGACCUGCACGGUCAGCAGGUCAAGCCCGCCAUGAAGCUGCUCGAGGAGCGCCUGGCAACUCUGGCCGCCAAGCACCCUGACGUCAAGGAGCUGUCGGUAAUCACCGGAGCGGGCAACCACAGCGGCAAGGAGGGACCCAAGAUCAAGCCGGCAGCGCUCGAGUACUGUCAUUCGCUGGGCAUUGUCCACAGCGACGUGAAGCGUGACAACAUGCUCUGGGAUGACCAGCACAACCAAGGCACCCUCAUCGACUUUGGCUUCUCCAAGGACAGACACUCACCCGCGCUACUGCGAGAGUCGUUUCAUGGGACCAAGGACUACAUGCCGCCCGAACACAAGAACUCGCCCGCCGGUGACAUGUGGAGCGCGGGCAUCCUCCUCAGCAAACUGAUCCACAGCAGCAGAAGCAGCGGCAGCCACGAUGCCUGGCGCACGUGUCCGUCCCUGGCCACCGCACCGCCGACUGGCACUCUGGCCCACACAAGAGAGGGCGAGGAAGGUCUGCAAGUGAACUGCAGUGCACUGGCCUUCGUGGGUGAGGAGGAGCACGCAUGCUUCAACGAGGCCGCGCACCGGCUGUUGCGGUCUCUGCUGGCGCAAGACCCACGCGAUCGCCCGUCAGCCAGCCAAGUCCUCCAACAUGACUGGUUCAAGUUGCUCGCUUCUGAGAGCCACACCGACGCGCAAGAGCUGGGCCACGCCACAUCGCCCCUCGACCGGAGCAGUGUCGCACUCAGCUUCUCCACCACCUCGGGCGUCGGACGGGGGACAUAG